Molecule: messenger RNA, 2179 nt
Organism: Chrysochloris asiatica (Cape golden mole)
Lineage: Eukaryota; Metazoa; Chordata; Mammalia; Afrosoricida; Chrysochloridae
Gene: ACTR8
Product: ARP8 actin-related protein 8 homolog (yeast)
Exons: 13
Coding region: 2-1876 (624 amino acids)
Biological process (GO): double-strand break repair; regulation of DNA-templated transcription
Cellular component (GO): Ino80 complex
Source: RefSeq, a predicted model, not a curated record
AAUGACCCAGGCUGAGAAAGGGGACACGGAAAACGGAAAAGAAAAGGGCGGAGAGAAGGAGAAGGAGCAGCGCGGUGUGAAGCGUCCCAUUGUGCCCGCGCUGGUACCGGAAUCGUUGCAAGAGCAAAUCCAGAGCAACUUCAUUGUCGUCAUUCAUCCAGGGUCAACAACUCUGAGGAUCGGUCGAGCGACAGACACACUGCCUGCCAGCAUUCCUCACAUCAUUGCACGGAGACAUAAACAACAAGGGCAACCCUUAUACAAGGACAGCUGGCUACUACGGGAGGGAUUAAAUAAACCUGAAAGUAAUGAACAAAGACAAAAUGGCCUUAAAAUGGUGGAUCAAGCCAUAUGGUCUAAAAAGAUGUCCAAUGGUACAAGACGGAUUCCUGUGACCCCUGAACAGGCACGCUCCUACAACAAGCAGAUGCGACCUGCAAUUUUAGAUCACUGUUCUGGAAAUAAGUGGACAAGCACAUCUCAUCACCCAGAGUAUUUGGUAGGAGAAGAGGCCUUGUAUGUUAAUCCUUUGGAUUGUUACAAUAUUCACUGGCCCAUUAGAAGAGGUCAGUUAAAUAUUCACCCUGGACCUGGGGGCUCCCUAACGGCUGUUCUGGCAGAUAUUGAAGUAAUAUGGUCUCAUGCAAUACAAAAAUACUUGGAAAUCCCACUAAAAGAUUUAAAGUAUUAUAGAUGUAUCUUGUUAAUUCCUGAUAUCUAUAAUAAGCAGCAUGUGAAAGAAUUAGUGAAUAUGAUCCUAAUGAAGAUGGGCUUUUCAGGUAUUGUGGUCCACCAGGAGUCUGUGUGUGCCACCUUUGGAAGUGGCUUAAGCAGCACGUGUAUUGUAGAUGUUGGGGACCAGAAGACAAGCGUAUGCUGUGUAGAGGAUGGGGUGUCUCAUCGCAACACUCGGCUCUGUCUGGCUUAUGGGGGAUCUGAUGUGUCUAGAUGUUUCUACUGGCUCAUGCAGCGAGCUGGAUUCCCAUACAGAGAAUGCCAGCUAACCAACAAAAUGGAUUGCCUUCUUCUGCAGCACCUUAAAGAAACGUUUUGUCAUUUAGAUCAGGAUAUAUCUGGGCUUCAGGACCAUGAAUUUCAGAUACGACAUCCUGAUUCCCCAGCCCUGCUUUACCAGUUCCGAUUAGGAGAUGAGAAACUUCAGGCUCCAAUGGCUUUGUUCUACCCAGCAACAUUUGGAAUUGUGGGACAGAAAAUGACAACUUUGCAGCACAGGUCCCAGGGUGAUCCCGAGGACCCUCAUGAUGAACAUUACCUACUGGCCACUCAGAGCAAGCAGGAACAGUCUGCAAAAGCUACUGCUGACCGAAAGUCUGCAUCCAAGCCCAUUGGAUUUGAAGGAGAUCUUCGUGGCCAGCCCUCUGAUCUUCCGGAAAGACUCCAUUCCCAGGAGGUGGAUUUGGGAUCCUCCCAGGGAGACUGUCUGAUGGCCGGCAAUGAUUCCGAGGAGGCUCUCACUGCACUGAUGUCCAGAAAGACUGCCAUCUCGCUCUUUGAAGGGAAAGCCCUGGGCCUAGAUAAAGCGAUCCUUCAUAGCAUAGACUGCUGUUCAUCUGAUGAUACCAAAAAGAAGAUGUACAGUUCCAUCCUGGUGGUGGGAGGUGGUUUGAUGUUUCAUAAAGCUCAAGAAUUCCUGCAGCAUAGAAUACUCAACAAAAUGCCACCUUCAUUCAGGAGAAUUAUUGAAAAUGUGGAUGUGAUUACAAGACCUAAGGACAUGGAUCCCCGGCUGAUUGCAUGGAAAGGAGGGGCAGUAUUAGCUUGUUUAGACACGACACAGGAACUGUGGAUUUAUCAGCGAGAAUGGCAGCGGUUCGGUGUCCGCAUGUUACGAGAGCGAGCUGCCUUUGUGUGGUGAGAUGGAGAAAGUUAUUUGAAGACAAAAACCCUCAUGCCUUCAUGGUGUAAAAGGCUGACAGAAUAUGCGUAUUUUAACGUCAUUAGCCUCAGUGGAAAAGAAAUUAAUUCCAACCUUAUUUUGAGAAUAAGACAUUGAUUUGAAAUUUUAACCUGCUUUUGUACUCAGGACAAUUAAGAAUAAAUCCAAAUUUACUCUUCACUUAUAUACUCUCCUACUCCUUUCUCAGGAUCUUAUAAAUCCUCCAAAGAUGUCACAUGUUGCUGUUGAACAGAUCUCAUGUGUUGAAGUCAUCAUUAAGUU